Messenger RNA from Linnemannia hyalina, 1341 nucleotides. The record is from the annotation of a GenBank genome assembly. Lineage: Eukaryota; Fungi; Mortierellomycota; Mortierellomycetes; Mortierellales; Mortierellaceae.
AUGGAAGACGACUCUAUAAAACUCCAAGCAGUACGCGCUGUCAGCAAGGACAACCUCGACGCCCCUCCCUCCUCAGCACCAGGAGCCAUUGUCCACCUCGAGACCUAUGAGGACCCGAAUACCAAAAAGCCAUUCAUCCUCUGGGGCGAUAUCGAGCAAGCCUUCGAGAAUGUCAUCCAUGUCCGCUUCAAGUCCAGAAUUGUCCCCUACCUCAAAGGGUCCGACUUUAUGCCAAUUGCUGCGUUCCCAGAUGCGGUCUUGGAUGUCGUGGUGAGAGACCCUGUACCCAGCCCAGGAGCCGCCACAGGAACCGCCACAUUAAGGAGCCUAGUGCAGGAAACACCGCCAGUUAUACCUCAAAAGAAGGAAGAGCCAGCGACUCCAACCAACACCGCCGCCAACACCGUGAGACGAAACCCACAGUACGGUCUUGUUGAAGCGGCACUGGAGAACUACAACCACAUGGAGGACCCAGCAAAGGGACCAAAGCUUCGCGGACCACAGGAGAUUCCCGACGAAACGCUGCCGCCCUCCAGCAUCAAGCCCAACACGCCAAACUCUCUUGCGCGUGCGCCUCAGGACUCUGCUGGAAACAAUGAUAUCACCGAGACGAUGAUGAAUGCACGACUUGGAGUCACCCAAGCCCAGGUCGCCCUCGCAGACUUGUAUAGACUCGGUCAGGGUGUCCACCAGAGCUACCAGGAGGCCAUGUACUGGUAUAUGAAGGCGGCCGAACAAGGAGACCCGGUUGGCCAGCGCAGAGUCGGUGCUCUUCACGACCAUGGCCUCGGUGUUCUACGGGACUCGCAAACGGCACUUACCUGGUUCCUCAGGGCCGCCGAACAGGGUGACGCACCGUCUCAACGCAACAUUGGCGUGCUAUACCACAGCGGUAAUGGCGUCCCCAAAGAUUACCCUCAAGCCAUGGAGUGGUACAGCAAGGCGGCCGAGCAAGGAGAUGCUGCCGCUCAGUAUGCCCUCGGUCUGAUGUAUCAAUGUGGCCAAGGUGUCUCACCUAACAUCUCGCGAGCUCUAGUUUGGUACGACAAGGCCGCCAAGCAGGGACAUGGUCAGGCUCAGUGCAACCUUGGCUUCUUGUACGGCAAUGGGGAAGGAGUCACUCAGGACUACGUCACCGCCCUCGACUGGUACCUCAAAGCAGCGAGUCAAAACCACGUUGUUGCCUUUUAUAACAUUGCUCGUUAUUACUACCGCGGACGUUGCUCUUUGCAGCAGAGCACUAUGGCGACAGAGGGGCUCAAGAGGGCUGCCAGUAAGGGCGAUCCUGAUGCUGCUCGGUAUCUUCAGGAAUUGGAUCGUCUUGUCCAGGCUGAACAAUGA